Molecule: messenger RNA, 4651 nt
Organism: Carassius auratus (goldfish)
Lineage: Eukaryota; Metazoa; Chordata; Actinopteri; Cypriniformes; Cyprinidae
Product: fibroblast growth factor receptor 2-like
Exons: 18
Coding region: 610-3135 (841 amino acids)
Biological process (GO): multicellular organism development; fibroblast growth factor receptor signaling pathway; positive regulation of cell population proliferation
Cellular component (GO): plasma membrane; signaling receptor complex
Molecular function (GO): ATP binding; fibroblast growth factor binding; fibroblast growth factor receptor activity
Source: RefSeq, a predicted model, not a curated record
AGCUCGAGCUCUGAGGUCUGUGAUUGGAGGAGAAAGACCGAGUCCAAAAACUAUCAGCCAGGAAACGUCUCGGGUUUCAGGGGGGAGUGACAUUUCUUCAGGGGGUUGGAAGGAGAGAGAAAAAAAUCAGUGUAAACCUGACAAAGCGUCUGAGAACAGCCAGUAUCCUCAGAGACUGCGUUCAUGUCACUGGAUGUGUAUUUUGGGAUGGAUGUUUUAUUCGCUGAUUGUUGCACUGUCGCAUCUCCUGUAGCUGAAGGCUGCUGCGCGUUUGCACGAGCCGUUUAGUGAAGCAACAACUUGGUUUACAGACGAAAAAAAAAGUUUCUGGGACGCGUCAUUUUUUUUCCUGGAAGGAUUUACACAAACACGCACGGAUACUAUCGGUGGCUCGCUAUUGGCAUGCGAUCCUAUCGUUGGUGCCCCGUUGGAUUUGGGAAUAGGGAAUAGUUUGGUCACAUUCCUGUCUGGAUUCGGCCCAUGAGCUCCCUGUUCAUAUGCGGAUCCUGAACUCCACUAUCAGCUCCUUCUCUCCCAGGUGAUUGGUGGGAAUUCCAGUGAGUGUCCGACCAUACAGCCUGCAGUUCAUGGUUUGGUGGAGCCCCUCAGAUGGGAUCCGUGUCCAGGGGGAGGCCGAGGAGGGGGGGAUGGGGAGACACACCCACUGCUGAAGGGAUGUCCACCCGAGGGUGGCUUCUGGGUGCGCUCCUACUUUUGACCCUGGCAGCGGUGUCUGUGGCAAGGCCAUCAUCAAAGAUUGCUGAAAAGGUGGAGAAAAUAAGUGAACGUGAAGAGCCUCCAACCAAAAACCAAAACUCUAAGCCUACUCUGUGCUCGGUGCACCCGGGUGAACUGCUCAAGCUCAGCUGCCCGCUGCCCGAGGCGGCCGCCAUCAUCUGGACCAAAGACGGCUCCUCGCUGGGCCCUGACAACCGCACACUCAUAGAUCAGGAGUGGUUACAGAUCCGCGACGCCACCCCUAAGGACUCGGGCCUGUACGCGUGCAGUGCCGUGGGCUCACUGGCCGGCGACAUGCUUUGCUUCAUCGUAAACGUUACAGAUGCCAUCUCAUCCGGUGACGAUGAGGACGACACGGAGCGAUCGGACGAUGUCGGGGUGGACGGUGAACAAAUACUGGCACCAUAUUGGACCUCGCCGGAUAAGAUGGAGAAGAAGCUGCAUGCCGUCCCUGCGGCCAACACUGUGAAGUUUCGGUGCGCGGCAGCGGGAAAUCCCAAGCCUGGAAUGCGCUGGCUGAAAAACGGAAAACCCUUCAAACAGGAGGAUCGCAUGGGUGGUUACAAGCUCCGGCUCCAGCACUGGACUCUAAUCAUGGAGAGCGUGGUUCCCUCUGAUAAAGGAAACUACACCUGCGUGGUGGAGAACGCCUACGGAUCCAUCAAUCACACCUAUACACUGGAUGUAGUAGAGCGCUCUCCUCACCGGCCCAUUCUUCAGGCAGGUCUGCCGGCCAACGUCACUGUGCAAGUCGGAGAGGACGCUAAGUUCGUCUGUAAAGUUUACAGUGAUGCUCAACCUCACAUCCAGUGGCUGCAGCACAUUGUGAAGAACGGCAGCCGUUACGGUCCUGACGGGCUCCCUUACGUCAGGGUGUUGAAGACGGCAGGUGUGAACACUACGGACAAAGAGAUCGAGGUGCUCUACCUGCCUAAUGUAACUUUCCAGGAUGCGGGCGAGUAUACGUGCUUGGCGGGUAACUCUAUUGGGAUCUCCUAUCACACUGCUUGGUUGACGGUGCUUCCAGCAGAGCCGGACAUCCCCAGGAAGGAGUACCCUCCGGACUAUGUGGAGAUCGCCAUCUACUGCAUAGGUGUCUUUCUCAUCGCCUGUAUGGUGGUGAUCGUGGUGGUUUGUCGAAUGAGGACGUCGGCUAAGAAGCCUGAUUUCGGCGGUCAGCCGGCAGUGCAUAAGCUGACCAAACAGAUCCCUCUGCGCCGCCAGGUAACAGUGUCGUCUGACUCCAGCUCCUCCAUGAGCUCUAGCACGCCAUUGGUCAGGAUCACCACUCGCCGUAGCUCCGCCCACGACGACCCCAUUCCAGAAUACGACCUCCCUGAGGACCCGCGCUGGGAGUUCUCCCGAGACAAGUUAACUCUGGGUAAACCUCUUGGAGAGGGCUGCUUUGGGCAGGUUGUGAUGGCUGAAGCGCUAGGCAUCGACAAGGACAAACCUAAAGAGGCCGUGACUGUGGCUGUCAAGAUGCUGAAAGAUGAUGCAACGGAAAAAGAUCUUUCUGACCUGGUGUCGGAGAUGGAGAUGAUGAAGAUGAUUGGCCGGCACAAGAACAUCAUCAAUCUGUUGGGAGCGUGCACACAGGAUGGUCCGUUGUAUGUCAUAGUAGAGUAUGCAUCUAAGGGAAACCUUCGGGAGUAUUUGAGGGCCCGGCGGCCCCCAGGAAUGGAGUACUCGUAUGAUAUAGCCCGAGUAUCAGAUGAGCCUCUCACCUUCAAAGAUCUGGUGUCCUGCACUUAUCAAGUAGCUCGUGGCAUGGAGUAUUUAGCCUCACAGAAGUGUAUACACAGGGAUCUGGCUGCCAGGAAUGUGUUGGUCACGGAAAGCAACUUUAUGAAGAUUGCAGACUUCGGCCUGGCCAGAGAUGUCCACAACAUAGAUUAUUAUAAAAAGACCACAAAUGGUCGUCUGCCGGUGAAAUGGAUGGCUCCAGAGGCACUGUUCGACCGAGUCUAUACGCACCAGAGCGAUGUCUGGUCGUUUGGGGUUUUAAUGUGGGAGAUCUUCACGCUCGGCGGAUCUCCGUAUCCAGGAAUACCUGUCGAGGAGCUCUUUAAGCUACUAAAAGAGGGUCAUCGCAUGGACAGACCUGCUAACUGCACCAACGAAUUGUACAUGAUGAUGAAGGACUGCUGGCAUGCAAUCUCCUCUCACAGGCCCACAUUCAAACAGUUGGUCGAGGACUUGGACCGCAUUCUCACUUUGGCAACCAACGAGGAGUAUCUGGACCUGUGCGCCCCGGUGGAGCAAUAUUCUCCCAGCUUCCCCGACACACGCAGCUCCUGCUCCUCCGGAGACGAUUCGGUCUUCUCCCACGACCCCUCAGCAGAGGAGCCCUGCCUUCCCAAGUACCAGCACAUCAACGGAGGCAUAAAAACAUGAGCCUCUUCAGCGUUCUCCAGACCCACCGCAUCCAAGCUACGCCUGCAGUUCUCAACAAGACUGAGAGACUUUUCCCCACAGUUCCCUUGUACCCGUUCAGAACCGUAUGCUGCCUCUAGACUCCUGGCGAAGCUCCCGCUGGACUUUUGGAGUGUGCUAAAGGAGGCUGAGACGCCAGCAGUGCUGCUUUUCUGGAAAGAACCUGAAGCCUGUGAAGCGCAGGUGCUUUUUUUUGUGAAAACACACACUUGUGCGCACAAAAACAUAUGACCAAGCUCUUAAGAAGAGGACGAGGACUGAAGAAAAGUGACUGUUUCCAAGGGCAAACCAUUAGAUUUUUUUUAUUUGUUUAUUUCUCAUUCCUCGUUUAUGUUGGAGUUCUAUUACAUUCUUACCGUCAUUCCGUUGCUUGGCAUUCCGGGAUUCUGUGUCCCCAAGAGAAAUGAAUGGAGCACAUGAACAGAACUCUUAAGAGACAAAAAGGAGACAAUAUGAUACAAGUACAAUAAGGAAACAUACAACUAACAGAAGAAGUAGAAAAAGAAAUCCUAACACUGCCUCCGGUUGAUUUUUGAAACUGCUCUGUUUUUACCAUGAUAACACAGUUAUCAUACAAGGCCUAAGCAGUUAUCCUUAAUGCAUAAAACAAUGAAUACAUGGUUUAUAGUGCUGGUAUAUUUGUAAAUAUAUUCAAAUAUGUAAAAAUAUAUAUUAUAUAUUUACAAUGAAUUAUUUUUGGUAUGGACUUCCGAACAAUUCCUCCCCUUUCCCGCAGAGUAAGAGAUUUAGAUGCCUCUAGAUGUUUCUACUACAUUCCCAGACAUACAUUCGCACAUUUAUAGCAGGACUCGACAUUAAAAACUCCAUGAUAUGGUUUAUGUUUUAUGUGUUUCUUUUCUUUGGCAUGUUUUGGGAGUGUACUAGCAUUUAGAUGACCAACAUGGACUAAAAGCCAAACAACUCUCCGUUUUCAUUCAUUUGUUCCAGACACUUUGAGCCGUGGCGCUGGUUCGAAACCAGGCACACAAAAUCCCCUGGAAAAGUUUAAUGUCGGGUUCUGCGCAACUCUCACUUGCUGACACAGUCACGCAUUGGCUUUCAGGGAAAGAGAUAGCAUGUUAAUUUAUUGACUUAUGUUUUUAAAAAAAAGAAUCAAAAGGUAAAAAAGAUCAAAAUAAUAAAGAGGUAAUAUUAAUGACGACAGUAGAAACAGUUAUGAUUCAUAACGUUUAUUUUGUAAUUUAAAAUAACAUUUCAGUGGUACAAAGAAUUAUUUCUUACGUCUUUUUAUAUAUAAGUAUACAAAUGUGAAUGGUAAGUUAAAAUGCAAAAAUAACAUACAUUUUUAUUGUCAGCUAAUCCCUUUUCUAUAGUAGAGGAUGUUGUUUUACUCACACUGAAGUUUGCAUUUGAAUUAGGUGAAAUACUGGAAAAAAAGGUUUCAGUAUAUUUGGUGCAGUUUUACCCACAACACAAAAGUAUUAAGAAUCAUUAAAGUGUUUCAUUUUCUUCCAGA